Plasmodium fragile is the source of this 3057-nucleotide messenger RNA. RefSeq lists its product as uncharacterized. The transcript has 5 exons. Bases 1 to 3057 code for a protein of 1018 amino acids. The record is from RefSeq and is a predicted model, not a curated record. Lineage: Eukaryota; Apicomplexa; Aconoidasida; Haemosporida; Plasmodiidae.
AUGUCGGAGUACCAGAUAUGCAGUGUGUACUUCUCGAGGAAGAAUAAAUUGUUGCUGCUGAUAUGUGUGUUUUUCUUUUCCUGCUCCACACAUAUUUUUAAAAAUGUGUUUCCCUUUUUGUUUAUGCUGACUGGGGUGCGCAACGAGAUCGACAUUGACAAUGUGGUUCAUCAAGGGGGGAAUUACCCCCCAAGGGAAAGUCAAGUCGGGGGUGCAACAAAAGGGGAAGGGGUGAAGAUUAAUCUGUUUGAAGCGUCCGCAGCAUUUCCAUUCGUUAAUAAACCUCCUGGGGGGAGCGCUGUGCCCCCAUCAAUGACUGUCUCGCAGGAAGCCAUGCAGCAGAACCCCACCCACAUGGAAACGAAUGCCACCUACGUGGAAACGAACCCCACCUACGUGGAAACGAAUGCCACCUAUGCGGAAACGAAUGCCACCUACGCGGAAACGAAGGACCGAAACAGCCAGUCGAUUUACCUGUACAGUAACAUCCUGUCGCUGAUUUAUUGCAGCUCCUUAGUGACUUACAUUUUCAUUUUAAUUUUUGACCUGGGGAAAAAGAACUACGUUGUGAACAGCUUCUACAUCGUGAACUUGGUUUCUCACUUUAUCAUUUUCCUCCUGCUGAGUGAUAUUCAAAUGAGGAAUACGGAUUUGCAUGUAGUGACGAGCGGGGUAGACACGAGCUGGGUAGACACGAGCAUGUCCAGGCGUGCGAUGUCCCCAGUUGCGGGGUUAUCACUGGGGAGCUACUCAAACCAGAAGAGAACAAUUUCGUCAAAUGAUGUGUUCGCAAAAAGGAGGGAUUUAAAUUUUUAUUUUAAGAAGAACCUACAGGAAAGGCUCAACUCGUGGGAGUUCCUCAGCGUGGGGCUGCUCCACAAAAGCGCAGUGGAAUGUGUCCUUAUGAAUGGACCCACGGGGGGCAGUGAAGCGGGGAACGCGGAAGGGGGAAACGGCCAAGGGGGGAAAGACAAACAGAGUAGCGACCGAGAUGCAGCCUACACAUACGAAAGGAAGUACCUCAAGUUUCUUUACCUAUUCAUUAUCAUCAGCUCCAUAUGCAGUGGAUACAUAAAAAUAUACCAAAAGAGAAUCAUGUAUUGCAUUUUUUACGUGAACAUAGGAGUUAUCACAUCUCUUCUAAUCUUAAUGAACAGCCUGUUUAAGCUUUUCGCUCACUCUCUCAACUACGUAGUUACAAGCAACAACUCUAACACAGACAUCAGCGAUUAUAUAAUUCUUUUCCUGGUGAUCGACAUGUUUGGUUUGUUAAUGAUUUUGGUUUUUACGUACAAAUGGUUUUAUCAGCAAAAUCUGUGGACGAACAUGCAUAAAAUUUUUUACAAUUACAAAUAUGUUUGCUUUUAUCACAAGGAAACUUAUUAUCUUUACUCGGUCGAUAAGAAUAUUGACAAUAUUUUGGUUCAUAUUGAUAUGUGUAAAGAUGAAAAUGUGAAGAUCAGCUUUUGUGCUUAUAUGAAUUUGAAGAAAUCAAUUUUUUAUGAUUAUUUUCGCCUGAACACGUUCAGAAAAAACAAACUUCGAAUUUUGGAAAUUGCGGAUAAAAAUCUCGAAGUGAAAAGUACCUACAAGGUGAUGGACAAUUCCCAUGGCGAAACAGACAUGACACCGAGGGGGGUGUAUGGAGAACGCGGUCAACGUGGGCAUUUGGGCCAACGGGGAGAACUUGGUGAUCAACUUUGCUCUCCAUCCUUUAGCAGGAAGCAAAACCACAGCUACACCAUGAAGCCGUACAAAAUAUGUAUAGAGUCGCUGGGCAGUCUGGCCAAUUCAGGCCCCAGGGGGGACAACGACCUGUGUGAGGGUACAACUGACGCUAACCAGUUGGCGGCUAGUCAGUUGGCCGCCAGUCAGACCGAUGAGGAAGAUCAGGGCCAGCUACACACGAACGACGCUGGUGGGCACGUGGGAAGCGUGCAAACAGAAGAGAGGAGAGGGGGAAUUCCCAACUGCGUAAAGAAGCAAAGGAGGAGGUUGGCCAAGGGGGACUCUGUGCACUUUGUGGACCCACCAUACGGGGAAGCGGCCUAUGCGGACGCAGAAGAACACAGCCACCUACCCCAUCACCAGUAUACCAAGGAUCGAGCCCACGAGGGGGGGGAAAUGAACAUAGCGACGGAUGAAGACCUUGUGGACAGUGAGAAAUUCUGCUGGGAAGAAGAAAAUGCAGACCCCCAGGAGAGUGAAGAACAAAGCAGGAACGUUUUGUUAAUCCCUAACUACGAUGACGAUUGUAACAGAAGUGUUGACUACUAUGACGACUGGGACUUGCCGGAGGAGAUGGACGAGGCGGGAUCUUGUUUCCUGAGUAGAGUAGAUGAAAGGAAUGGCAGAGUGAAAAAUAAAAUUUUGAGUAUUUAUAAAGGGAUACAAAAAUUCAGCUCCUCUUUCACAUUUUAUUUUUUCUUCUUCAUUUUUAUUUACGCUUUUUUGUUGUCUAUUAUGCACAUUUUUAUUAACUACUUUUUUUACAUUUACCUGUUUGUCUUUAACAUUAAUAUUUAUGUGUCGAAUGUAUACACCAUCAUCAUGACAUUCGUGUCGCUUAUCGCCAUUCCUUUUUCUGGCUACAUCGUGGAUAACAUAGGAUCUUUUUUGUCCCUCCUGCUGUGCUCGUCGUCCUUCAUCUUGGUAGCCAUAUCGGGGUCCAUAUACUGCUACAAGUUUAACCUGAAUUCGGAAGCCCUGGCCUUUCUCUUCUUCAACCUCAUAGGCAUCAGCGAGUCUAUCAUCCCAACGGUUAUCAUUUCUCAGAUCCCUACUCAUUUGUGCGUGAAGAAUAAUGAAGAUAUAACUUCAGCCUUUGCCUUUUUCGAGUUGGUUACGAUGAUAAUAAUAAGUUUGAAUAAUUACGUUUUUGGUUGUUUUUUGAUUAAAGAAGAGUACCUAAAGGGUCUGUAUGUACUUUUUUUUUUCGUCAUCCUGGUGAUCAGCCUUAUCCUUUCUUUAAUUGUCACCAUUUAUCUCAAGAAGAAGCGGAACGCGCGCGCAUACAAAAGCCCACGGAAUGCCGACCUCGCGCAGCCUCUCCUGUGA